AGUCUGAUCUGUAUAAAUCAAUAAUCCUGUCUUUUUAAAUCUUCUGUGUCAAAUUUUGAAUACAAUACAAAGGACGGAAAAUAAUAAAGCGUUUUAAAAUGAGUGUCUGUUGAAUUAAAAUCGCCGUUUUUGCUACAUGCUCAAUACAAGUUGGUUUGGUUGUGAAGGACUUUGCUUCACCGAUUUGCCAAGCUGCUCCUCAGUCUUGUGCCAUGUCAGCAAUUCCGUUAGUUGGCUGUUCUUGUCAGACUGCGACCAGAAAGUUAAUCAGCACAUUUCCUCUGUCUUGCUGUUAAUGCCAUUAAUGCCAUUAAUGCGGGCAAUCGACGAGUUCCAUCAGUACCAUAAAAUGUUCCAUUUGCUGUUUGAUAUAAGGGAGUGUAGUCGAAGUGCUUUGGCUGGUAUUCUUCAAUGACCAUCAACUAUCCUUUAAUUUUGAGAAUGACUUUUCUUUUAAAAAAAUGAGCCAAAUCCCCAGGUUUAAACUGGGUCGGCUAUUCGCCCUCCGAAGUUUGCUAAGCAGAGCGAGACUUCAACACAGCCAAUAAUAUAAACCCAAACUCUAGGUAGAUUAGAUCAUUCGUAUUGUUGUGAUAUCCCAAUCUAAUUUAUUCUUUUCAAGGGAUGAGUAUCUAUAUUUUUUUAAAGAAACGCUCUAUUCUUUCACAAUUAUCGAACACCAAACGUCAUGCCUCUGACAGUUACAGUGUGCUGUACCGAAGACGUUGAUCAAAAAUAACAGUAGUCGAGGCCACCUUAAUAUCGUGCAGCGGUGAUCCUGGAAGAGUCGGAGGGAAGCAGAUGAGAUAUUGGAGAAGGGGUGUGUAUUUCCACCCUGGCCUCGUCUUUCUCCCCCCACUGUUUGGACUUCUAAUGGGCCGGGAUUAAGGCACCAGUUUUUCCCGCAGCUUGCAUGCCGUGAUAUAGAGUUUGAAUAUUCCCAGCGGGAACCGCCGAGCCAGGUGAAACUUUUAUUUCCCCACGGAGCCUCCGAGACUGUUCAGCUCCAAGGGCCAGGAUACUCUCCAUAGUUGCGUACUGGUCUGGGUCCUUGCAGCAUUCGCUGCCUUGUAUUAAACCUUCCCCCCCCCCAUCGGUGUGCUCGCUCUUUCUUUUUGUUUUGCAUAGCUUUGUUUUAUCUGAAGUGUUCAAUUUCCUUCGCCUGAGACGGAAGAAAAUGCUGCUCGGCGAUCCCUUUAAUGGUGGGAGCGGCCACGCUUUUGGCGUCGGCAGCCAGUAAAUGAAUCGCUACCCCUUUAAAGUGGCCAGGAAGUAGUGAGGGAAGAAGCUGAACUCUGACCGUCAGGGUGGAAGCACAUUCAGCGCGCUUGAAAUGCACGGCCAAUACUUGAAGAAUGUCUCCCAGGGAUGAGGCAGCAACAGAGUCAAAUCCAUGACUCAUUUGCACUUUGGAUAGAAGAGAUGUACAGAGGAGUGAGUCCUUCGCAGAGAUGACUGACGAUGCCAGCAGCAGUGGGGCACAUGCAGAGCAGCUUGUUCCAGAGACUCUCCCCAUGCAGAGCAAACGAGGCUACUGCGGCUGCUGUCAGGAGCUGUACACCUGCCUUGAACAGCACCUGCAGACCACUCGGCACAGGCAGUUUGCCGGCGAAUCCCGGAGUCAGGUGGUGGCAAAAAGCCUCAUGGAGCGCUUCCUACAGGAUGUGAUACAGUACCACCCCUCCCGAUACAAGGACAACAGGCCAGCGUACAUGGACCUACCGUCAAUCAGUGCCCCGCUUGUUCCCAGAAAGGAGCUUGCAGACAUACAUUCCUACCAAGAUGACAAGGAGACCAUUGGGACCAGAGAGGAGUUGCCCAGCACGGAUAACGAAUCCGUUCGAUCGGGUCAUGUGUUGGGUGGAAAGAAUGUCACUGGUUGCAAUCAAGCCAGAGAUGGCAAUCCAUCUUCAGUGCCUGUUGGGGAUCCAAUAAGUAGAAAAGACACCAUAAUUAAAGAGCCAGCAUCUGAAGAGCAGGUUGAAGUCAGCUCCCCUUCCUAUAAAGGGUUAUGUAGGACUGCAUUUUUAAGUGCGAGCGAGGGCAUCCUAUCUUGCAGUAAAGUGGACAGGCAAGGAAAUCGCAUUGCUUUGGGCGUAUAUAAACCAACAUCAAGGAGAGGAAUAAGGAACUACAGUAAGCCCAAAGCCAUCAGCUCUCAUGCAAGUGAGGAUCAUGAACAUUGGAAUCCUGCAUCUCAAGUGAACUUACCUGAUGUCUCCUCAGGGCCAGCUUUUAAGUUUUCCAAAUUGCACCACAUUAACUCUCAGGGCACGAUAGCAGGAUCUCCUCUUCCUCAACUCAGGGACCAUGGGGGGCCCAGUGGGCCAAGCCAACCGGAGGAAUGCAAGCUCUACAGCAGCAACACUGCUGCUUGCCAGGGUAGGCUGAAAGAAACCAAAGCAGCCGACCGCAUGGAGGAUCCGGUCUCGGAGACCAUUGAGACAGUCAUUCAGAAAUACUGUAGCAGGCAGGCAUCGCAACCUCGGGACAGUGACAGUGAGAACUCGGCCUGUCGUCAGCUUCAACAUCAAAGGAAAAUGGUGGAGAGGGGUCUGCAGGCUAUGAAAUUGCCUCCCAAGAAGGAUCAUUGUACACCAUCAAACAGUUGCGAAGUGGCUUCCAACAGGCAGGUGCUACAAGAGACGGCGACUUGCUUCAAGAAAAUGCUGUCUUUAACCCUCUCCUGUGAGACUAAAUCUGGAGGGCAGCGCCAGGGCGUGGGGGAAGAUGUGGCGAGUUCUGGAGGCAGUAUCUGCUCCCUGGGCAGUCAGCUAGGGCAGUUGAAGUCCAGCAGCAGCUCGGAAUGGAAUGCCUCCGUAAAAGUGGAGAAGUGCUGUUCGAGGGUGCCAGUGAAGGACCUGGAGUUGAUUACGGAUGCUCGAAUCUCUCUUGAAGACCACGGCUAUAAGACUCAGUUGAGCUCGGUUCUGCGCUCCCAAGCAGAAGAAUGUGACAAAAUGGAAGUAGAAAAUGCCGGCCCUGCAGAGAACAGUGUGAAAGCUGAGUAUGUUGAAGAGAAAACGUGUCCCCUGGAGACGGAGCAAAGGCUUCAUUCGCUACCAUACGUGCCGCCAUCUUUUGCUGGAAAGACUUGGUCAGAGAUCAUGGCAGAGGAUGACCUGAAAGUGGAGGCACUUGUGAAGGAGUUCAAGGAGGGACGAUAUUUAUGUUACUUUGACAGUGAGUCUUUGGCCAACCAUGGAAGGAAACAGAAGAAGCAGCAUCGGGCUGGGGUGAAGGAUGCAUCGAAAGGCACGUCCAAGGUGUCGGCUGACGGUAACCCCAAUGCCCCUGCCCCCGAAGCAUUGCCACACUUGCAAGAGGGCAAGGAGGAGGCUGAGCUGCCCCCAGCUCUGUGCCGGUCAUCAAUGGGCAAGAAGCCAGCCUUGAGGCACUGUCGCCUGGCAUCCAGGUGCCAGGUUGUCAAGGUCAGUCACGGUACCCAGACCAGCGAGCUCAGCUACCCGGUGGUCAAAAAGAAAUCCAGAAAGAUGGACCAGGAGCCCGAGAAUGUGUGGAGCGGGCUGGAGCAGGCGGAGAGGCUGGAUAUGAAGACCAGGCUGUGCUCCCUGAGGUUGCCCAGGUCCUACAGCAGGAUCAUGAGCCCAGUGCAGCCCCGGACUGUCAUCUACGUCCUGUCCUCGCCCGACUUUGACUCCACGGUGCAGCCUGCCUCCUUGGAAGGGAAGAGGAGCUCCAGGACUUUGCAGGACGGCGCCAGCCCGACCAAGUACAAGUACAAGAAGUCCCCGGUCAAAUACUACGACCCGGCCACCAACAGGAUCCUCAAGACGCCGCCCAGCAGCCUGGGCUCGUCCCACCACGUACGCCAACUCUUCAGGAGCCUCAGCCCCGACAUCAACAUGGGGUUGCCCACCGACGAGCACCGGGCCGGCGCCAAGUUCCAGCCGAAGGCGGGCGGCGGGGGCUGCGGCCUGCUGCAGGCCGGCGGCAACGCGGCCUCGGGCUCCUGGCCGCCGGCCGCCGCGCUCAAGUCCCGGGACUGGGGCUUGGGCGAACCCCCCGGCAGCGGACUGCCCGUCCAAAAGCACGGGCUCCCGCUCGGACGGGGCCCCCCCGCCCCUGCCCCGGCGCCAGGCCGAGCAGAAGAGCCUGGUCCUGUCGCCGCUCAGGAGGGACGGGCCCGACUCGCCCUUCGGCAGGCUCAACGUGUACGCGGGCCCGAGGAGCCGCCGGGCCCCCGAGAAGGAGAACCCGGGUGCGGCCCCCGCCAGGGAUGAGCCGCCGCUCUACAACCUGAGGGGGGCUUCGUCCCAGUCCGACCUCGGGGUCCCGGCAGCCGCGGCGGUCUCCCCCUGGGGACCCGGCGUCUCCGCUCCGGCCUCCGCCGGCCCGCCGACAAGGACGGCUCCUCGGGGGUGAA
This is a messenger RNA of Pristis pectinata (smalltooth sawfish), 4387 nucleotides long. RefSeq names its product zinc finger, DBF-type containing 2 (gene zdbf2). The transcript is spliced from 6 exons. The record is from RefSeq and is a predicted model, not a curated record. Lineage: Eukaryota; Metazoa; Chordata; Chondrichthyes; Rhinopristiformes; Pristidae. Bases 1452 to 4244 code for a protein of 930 amino acids. Gene Ontology annotation, molecular function: nucleic acid binding; zinc ion binding.